Molecule: messenger RNA, 4340 nt
Organism: Xenopus tropicalis (tropical clawed frog)
Lineage: Eukaryota; Metazoa; Chordata; Amphibia; Anura; Pipidae
Gene: gfm1
Product: G elongation factor, mitochondrial 1
Exons: 18
Coding region: 258-2504 (748 amino acids)
Biological process (GO): translational elongation; mitochondrial translational elongation
Cellular component (GO): mitochondrial matrix; mitochondrion
Molecular function (GO): translation elongation factor activity; GTPase activity; GTP binding
Source: RefSeq, a predicted model, not a curated record
CAUUCCGAUAAAAAUACAAUCGUGCUUUGCUAAUAUGCCACCGGGAUCUGCCUCAGUCUGUAUCUAGCUGUAGAACGCUUCAAUGCCUACAAUGAACCGAAUACACAGCCCGCAGCAGGUUUAUGCAGCUCGGCAAGCCAUAUCGUGCGUUCCAAAUCCCGGAAGUUGUGUUUGAUUGACCUUUGCCGGUGAAUUACACCCGGAAGUACAUUGGACUGCAUGAAGCCGGCGUGACUUUCACAGAUAACCUGACAAUCAUGAGACUUCUGCGGGAGGCUUCUAAGCUGGGCUCUCAGGCCCUACGGUAUAGUGGAAUUACACGGAACAAACCGCUUCCCCUCACUUUCUGCAGGUACUGUUCCUCAGGCAUCGUUCCAAAUGAAAGGAUACGAAACAUUGGCAUUUCUGCUCACAUUGAUUCUGGCAAAACCACCCUAACAGAACGUGUUUUAUACUACACUGGCAGAAUAGCACAGAUGCACGAGGUGAAAGGUAAGGAUGGCGUUGGUGCUGUCAUGGAUUCAAUGGAGUUAGAACGUCAGAGAGGGAUCACAAUCCAGUCAGCAGCCACCUACACAAUGUGGAAGGACACUAACAUUAAUAUUAUUGAUACACCAGGUCAUGUGGACUUUACAAUUGAAGUGGAGCGAGCCCUGAGGGUUCUUGAUGGGGCUGUGCUUGUACUAUGUGCUGUUGGUGGUGUACAGUGUCAGACAAUGACUGUAAAUCGACAGAUGAAGAGAUACAAUGUCCCCUUCCUAACAUUUAUAAACAAGUUGGACCGACUGGGCUCUAAUCCAAAUAGGGCUGUGCAGCAACUUAGGUCAAAGUUAAAUCACAAUGCUGCAUUUGUCCAGAUUCCCAUUGGAAUUGAAAGUAAAUUUAAAGGAAUCAUAGACCUUGUUGAGGAGCGAGCCAUGUAUUUUGAUGGGGAAUUUGGGCAAACUAUGCGUUAUGAAGAUAUUCCAGCUGAAUUUAGGGCAGAGGCUAUGGAUCGCCGUCAGGAGUUAAUAGAAAGUGUUGCUAAUUCAGAUGAGAUCCUGGGGGAAAUGUUUCUGGAAGAAAAGAUCCCCACUGUAUCCGACCUUAAGCUUGCCAUCCGCAGAGCCACUCUGAAGAGGCUUUUCACCCCAGUUCUAGUGGGCAGUGCAUUGAAGAAUAAAGGUGUCCAGCCCCUUUUAGAAGCAGUUUUAGAGUAUCUUCCUAAUCCAUCAGAAGUCCAAAAUUUUGCUAUUCUCAAUCACGAGAAUUCUGAGGAAGCCACCAAGAUUCUAAUGAACUCUGUCAGGGACAGCUCCCAGCCGUUUGUGGGCCUUGCGUUUAAACUGGAAGCUGGACGAUUUGGCCAACUUACAUACGUCAGAGUUUACCAAGGAAUGCUCCAGAAGAGUGACUAUAUCUUUAACACACGAACAGGCAAAAAAGUGAGGGUGCAGCGCUUGGUUCGUCUCCACGCUGACAUGAUGGAGGAUGUUGAAGAAGCUUACGCAGGUGAUAUAUGUGCAUUGUUUGGCAUUGACUGUGCGAGUGGAGACACCUUCACAAGUAAAUCCAACGAUAAUCUCUCCAUGGAAUCCAUACAUGUACCAGACCCAGUGAUUUCUGUAGCCAUGAAACCAACCAACAAAAAUGAUCUGGACAAAUUCUCAAAGGGUAUCAGUCGCUUUACCAGAGAAGAUCCAACAUUUAGGGUUCACUACGAAGUGGAGAGCAAGGAGACAAUCAUUUCUGGCAUGGGGGAAUUGCAUCUGGAAAUCUAUGCUCAACGGAUGGAAAGGGAAUAUGCCUGUCCUUGUGUUAUGGGUAAACCUAAAGUUGCCUUUAGGGAGACAAUCAGCAAAACGGUGCCGUUUGACUUUACGCACAAGAAGCAGUCUGGGGGUGCUGGGCAGUAUGGAAAAGUCAUUGGAUUUCUUGAACCUCUUGAGGCAGAAAACUACACAAAAUUGGAGUUUGAAGAUAAAACUGUUGGAACAAAUGUCCCUAAGCAGUUUGUGCCUGCAGUUGAAAGGGGUUUCCGAGAGGCUUGCGAGAAAGGGCCCCUCACAGGACAUAAGAUAUCUGGGCUGCGCUUCGUCCUAGAGGAUGGUGCCCAUCACAUGGUGGAUUCAAAUGAAAUCUCUUUCAUCAGAGCAGGAGAGGGUGCACUGAAGCAAGCUAUGGAAAAUGCCACUGUUUGCAUCCUGGAGCCAAUAAUGUCUGUGGAGGUUGUGGCCCCUUCUGAAUUCCAGGGCCCUGUAAUAGCUGGGAUUAAUCGCAGACAUGGGGUGAUUGUAGGACAAGAUGGAUCAGAAGGCUAUUUCACUCUCUAUGCAGAUGUCCCACUAAAUGAUAUGUUUGGCUAUGCAUCAGAACUUCGGUCAUGCACAGAGGGGAAGGGUGAAUAUACAAUGGAGUACAGCAGAUACCAGCCCUGUUUGGCCAGUACUCAGGAAGAACUGAUCAACAAGUAUCUGGAAGCCACAGGGCAACUUCCAGCAAAGAAAGGAAAGGCCAAGAGCUGAUUGUGUUACUUCGAGCUACUUUCUUACACCCCCAGCAGGCUACAAACAGGGACAGCUUUUUGUUCUGUAUAUAAAACGUGUCUAACAAACAUCUUUUUUUAUUAGUCUGCUUUCCUAACGAUGGGAAUGUUUUUCUCUCAGUGGACAGUGGUCUGUUAACCCUUAUAACAAACAAACAUCAGUGGUUUAUAGUUGGUUUUUGUAAAACCUAUUGAACAUGCUUUGCACCCUUGGGAAAGACCUUGAGCAGCACCUUGGACUGUUUAUCUGAUACAGGAGGGAUCUGCUCUACAUAACAACCACAGGAGGAACUAUGCGGGGGACUAUGCACAUUUAUUGCUUAUUCUGGCGCACUGCUUUAACCAUUCUCUUAAAUUAUUCAAGAUCUAUUCUGGGAGGGAAUGCAACACUGAUUUCUUUGACCUUUGUGAAAACAUCUCUUGUGCAGUUUCUACUUCCCUUUUCAUGGAAGAGAAGAGACCAGAGGCCUAGCUUCCCAUUCUCACACCUGUAUUUCCACUUUGGAAUAAAGCAAACUUGACCAUGAAUUAUAUGUUUGAAAAUGAUUUGGUUUCUUUGCUUGGCUGUGUGCUUUUAUAUAAUAUCUGUGGGCAAGAGCAGAGAUGUAGAAACUGGAGCCCACUAACUGUAAUGUAAAUGCAAUUUUCCCCCUCCAACAGCCUUAGCUUGCCAAGGGUUUUUUGGUGUAGUAGUGUUGCAGCAACUGGGUGUGCCUAGAAUGGAGCAAGGUACAGUAAUUACACCAGGCAAUCCAGUGGCAAUGUCAUGUGCAGCCUGUUCCUUGGGUGAAUAAUGCAUUUCAUCAUUUUGGGAAGUUUGUUGUCUGAAUGCUGGCACCUGGCACUCUAAUUACUGCUCAAGUCUGGGGCCGGUAUGACUUAUUUACGUCAUAGACCUGCCCCUCACUGGUCCACCCCCACCCAGCUGGUAUUGUAAGCUGGAUAAGGUGCCUACCCUAAGUGAAAUCCUAAACUGUGAAUAGUGCCAACCCUUCAUUUGCAUUCAUGAUUGAACGUUUGAAUUAUGCCACUAAUCAUUGUGUUAGGGAGAAUUAUUACCAAAGCUGCCCUCGGGGCUGCGCUGAGAUACUUUGAGAUGCCACAUGUUGCUGUGAGACCCUGUGGAACAUUAUGGGCACUAAAGCUUUGCAUCCAAGUUACCACAUCACAUAGGGCCAUAAAGCUGGCUCUCGCUGAGUUUAGUUGUUAUGGACUAGAGUUCCCAGCAUUCCUUGGCAGAUGAAAUCUAUUGCUGAAUGCCAUAAACUGUAGUCAAACACUACAGGACCACAAAUUUGAAACUUUCUUUUUCAAGAAACUGUACGGCCAUCUGCCCAAUGCAUAACCUUGUACAUUAGUCAUGUAUCAGCUAGUAUGUGGGCAUUUGUCCACAAGGUAACACAGGCUGGCAGAGAAACUGCUACGUAACUGAUGCAAAUACUGUAAGGCUUUGAAAUGGUUAAACAAAAAUGAUUUAUAUUUUUAUAUCUGUUUCUACUAACACAAGACAGAGUCUGGAUGUCAGACUGGGAAAAUGUUAUUUAUUACUUUGAUUUUUAUCCCUUGUCAUUUGUUCAUGUUAUUGAAUGUAAUGGGUAGGACCCCUGUGUGGGACAUCACUGAUUGUUUCUCUCUGUUACACAUACUGCUCAUAUACUAAAUGAAACCAAACAAAUGUACACAUGCAUGUCACACAUGAUGGACUGUUUUGUCUGCCACUCCAUCCAACUGUAAACAGCUGCAAACACCCCUCCCUACCUGUUAAAGGGGAAAUUUACAUCUCCUUAUGCAUAAUAAAUAUCACUUGUUCUUGAAA